Tigriopus californicus is the source of this 2940-nucleotide messenger RNA. RefSeq names its product leukocyte receptor cluster member 8 homolog. Bases 73 to 2262 code for a protein of 729 amino acids. The transcript is spliced from 7 exons. Gene Ontology annotation, cellular component: nucleus. The record is from RefSeq and is a predicted model, not a curated record. NCBI's taxonomy places the organism in Eukaryota, Metazoa, Arthropoda, Copepoda, Harpacticoida, Harpacticidae.
GGGGAUUUAGGUCCGUAGGGGUGGGGUAGAUUGGUAGGGCGGCGUUCUCACGUCGACGACGAGGGCCAGGCCAUGAGUGGCGCUUGGGGGCCGGGUGGGGGGCCGCGAGGUCCGCCUCACCCGCCCAAUUGGGGCUACGGCGGCUGGGCUCCGCCUCCGCCGCCGGGACCCGGUCCUAUGAUGUACGGACCGCCGGGAGGCCCGUCGGGUUAUUAUGGCGGCUGGCCGGCUCAUUCGGCUUACAUGGCUCCGUACGGCGCGGGAUGGGGCUCGAAUCCCAAUGAGCCCGGUAUUCCGGGCGAAGAACCGCCCGCUCCACCCGGGGCUGAGGCUGCGCCCGGUGGUCCAGCUCCGCCCAGCACUGAGUCGGGUCCUCCCGCUUUGCCGCCCGCUCCAAUGGAUAUGACUCCGGCCUCGUGCGUCAAUGGGGUCCAAUUCAAUAUCCAUGGCCAACGCAUCCCGGGCUUUAACCCAGUUCCCACGCAAUUGUUGGCCCAUCCUGGGCUUGGAGGUCAAGGCGGGGGCGGCAAGAAGAAGAAUAAGCGGAAGAAAGCCCAGCGACCCAAUGGCGGAGGGUGGGCUUCACCUGCGGGUCCCACCGUCGCUACCCAGUCACUUCAGUCAGAAGCGUCUAUGCCUACCACCGGGACUGUGGCCUCGGCCGCCUCGCUCAGUGCACCGGUGCAGUCGCCUGGUGUAGCGGCAGCGGGCCUAAGUUUGGCUGCGGCUUCGGGCAACAAUGCCAAGGAGUGGCCGCCUUCUCUGCAGGAAUACGUAAACCGAUGUUUCACCAAAUGUGCCACUGACGUCGACAAGGACCAAGUUCAAAUCAUUCUGAAGGGUAAGAUCACGAAGGCAGCCAGCGAUGGAACAUUGUGGAACAAAGAUUGGGCCAACGAGCCCUUGCCCAGCACAUUAAGUACGGAUUUCCUGCAGAAGAAAGAACCGGCCACUCUCCAGCCAGCCUUGGGAGCCAACCAAUCUAUGGCCAGCCGAUUGGGCAAUUCCCGCGGUUUCGGACGGAAUCGCUUCAGCGGAGCCGGCCCCUCGGCUCGAUCCCCACCUCGUCGCCGGCGACGCGACUCCAGUAGCUCGAACUCUUCUCGUGGUAGCUCUUCUCGUCGACCGGGUCGUCGUGGUGCCGCGAGUCCGGACUACGGCAAGAACCCCAACUGCAUCCCGUUAGGUAAAGCCGGAAAAGGGAAGAACGUUGGCAAAUCGGCCAAGAAGCUUAAGAAGGAGGCCCAGAGUCAGCAAGAGCGUUUGCUGACUCAGUCGACCAAUGGUAGCACGCCCUAUUUUUACACCAAUAAGGGUCGCGGGCGCGGCCAGAUGACAUUAGACGCAGAUCUGGCCACUCGCGAACGAAAACAGAAACGAGCCGCCCGAUUUUUGGAGAGCGCCAAACGAACCUCCAAGAAGAGUUCAUCGAUUCAAUUGUCCAAGUUGAACAAUCAGUUGUUAGACUUCGAAGAGAGCAAUCUCCAUUGGGAGGAUAUGCAUAUCGUGGGCACCUGUCAGGACUUGGAGAAGCGAUACCUUCGAUUGACUUCGGCCCCCGAACCCCACAUGGUCAGACCCGUGUCCGUGCUGAAGAAAAGUCUGAUCAUGGUGACCAAUCAUUGGAAACUGAAGCAGGACUACCAUUACGCUUGUAAUCAAAUGAAAUCGAUCCGGCAGGAUUUGACGGUUCAAGGAAUCCGAGACACUUUCACUGUGAAGGCCUACGAAACGCAUGCACGGAUUGCAUUGGAGAAAGGUGAUUAUACAGAGUACAACCAAUGCCAGAGUCAGCUGAAGGUGCUUUACAAUGACAUUGGCGGAGACAACCGCCUUGAGUUCACUUCCUACCGGAUCCUCUACUACAUGUACACCAACGACAAUGCAGACCUGACUUCGUCCUUGGCUGAGCUGACAAAAGAGCAGAAGACAGAUCCGUGCAUUGCCUUUGCUUUGAAAUUAAGGAGCGCCUGGUCGUUCCGAAACUACAAUAAGUUCUUCAAGUUGUAUUUGGAGGCUCCUAAAAUGUCCGGUUUCCUCAUCGAUUGGUUCGUGGGUCGGGAGCGGAAGAAGGCCCUUACGUCAAUCAUUAAAGCGUAUCGCAUCUCAGUCCCAGUGUCCUACGUUGUCAGUCAGUUGGCCUUUGCCAAUCUCGAAGAAUGGGUCAAGUUUUCGGAGCCCUUCAAUCUCAAGUUUUCCGAUCCAUCCAAAUCCAUUUUGGAUUGCAAGGCUAGCAUGGCUUGUCUGGCCGAGCUGCAGUGAUAAAACAUCUUCUUUUUUUUUGUAACGCGCAGCGCAAGUCUUAAAAUCAAGGGGGAUGCCACGACACACCCGCAAGUCGUGCCAAAUUGGACGCGCAAAGAUGAACGUUCCAAUGACUCUUUCCAGGUCCACAAAUAGGGCUGUGAAUAUUGCUUCUUUUCAUUUUCAUUUUUGAGCAAUAUCCUUGAUCGCAUCAAAAAUUCAACUGUAAUUGAUUUAACGCGCAUAAAUAAGAUUUCUUCAAUUGUGGGCCUGAUUCAAACGUGGGGUUAAGCCAACAUUGGUGUCGCAUCUGGAAGUAGAGCUAUGAGCGGUUGAGAGCUUCAAAGAUUUCUCAAGAGGUCUGCCGAGCAUCCGUCCACCAUUAGGAAUUGACGAGAAAGAAUAAACCACGGCUAAGAAUCAUUGUUAACCAGUGUCCCUCGGCACCAAGGUCUGCCUCAAUAUCUCAAGGCCUACCAGAGACUGUUAUUAUUGUAUGUAUCAAAAGCCAAUCAAAACCAAGGGGCUUUGUUAUCCUCUCAAAGGCUCUUGAACAAUCUUAGCCUCUUCAUAAUCCAAGUCUAUUCCCAGCACCUCUGCCCUUCCACUUGUCCUCUUCCAGUUCGAAAACCAACACCGAAAAAGAUAUUUCCUCCACAUUUAUUUAUUAAUAAAACAGGCCAGAUAUAAACGAUA